AUACCUACAUAUCAAUGUUACAUAUUUUGAAUUCAUCAUGAAUUUUAAAAUAUUUAUUAUAUCCUUAUUUGUUAUAAUCAAAGUGAUUAGUGGAGAAGAAGAAAAUGCCAAUACCAUUAUUACCACACCAAUGGGUAAAAUUGAAGGUUCCAUACCGUUUCAAACUAGAUUGGGUAGAGACAUAUUUUCCUUCAGAGGUAUCAGAUACGCUAAGGCUCCUAUUGAUGACUUAAGAUUCCAGCCACCUGUAGCUGUUCAAAAGUAUGAAGGAAUCUAUAAUGCAACAGCUGAUGGACCUACUUGUCCCCAACCACCAUUUUUAGCCCCUUCAUCUGAGGAUUGUUUGUUUUUAAAUGUCUACACAACCAAGUUACCACGCAAGAAUAAAAAUCCGAAACGCCCCGUAAUAAUUCAUUUACAUUCGGGUGGUUUUUACAGUGGCACGGAGCGUAGCAAUUGGGGCGGACCGCAGUAUUUCAUGGACAGGGAUAUCGUAUUGAUUACGAUGAACUACCGAUUAGGGUCUUUAGGAUUUAUGUCAACUGGCGAUAGGUUCGCUCCUGGCAACAACGGUCUUAAAGACCAAGUAGUGGCAAUGAAAUGGGUCCAAAAAAAUAUCGAAGCCUUCGGAGGUGACCCAAAAUCCGUCACCCUAAUGGGCUACAGCGCAGGAUCUUGGAGCGUACUUUUGCAUAUGGUAUCACCCAUGUCCAAAGGGUUAUUUCAUAAGGGAAUUGCCAGUAGUGGGUCUUAUUUGGGGAUAUAUCCUCUACCUAAAGCUCAGUUGCAAUAUGCUCAGAAGCAAGCACAAAUUUUAAAGUGUCCUGAUGAUACCUCAGAAAACAUCAUUAAGUGUUUAAAAACCAAAACUGCUGAGGAGCUUGGCAAUUCUUUGUUUCAAUUCUUUGAAUUCGGCAAUAACCCUAUUUUAUUAUGGUCCCCUGUUAUAGAGGGUGAUUUUGGGCAGGAAAGAUUUCUACCAGAUCAACCCCUAAAUUUAAUCAAAGACGGUAAAGUUAUGGAUAUACCGCUUAUUACUGGAGUUACCAAGGAUGAAUUUCAUGGACAAGCUAUUGACAUUAUUAAUAAUGGUACUUUGCUGGAUGAUCUGGACAAAAAUUGGGAAAAAUUGGCACCAAUAUGCUUCAGCUAUGAAAGGAAUACGGACAAAUCUAAACUUGUAAGCAAAAAAGCUAGGGAAUUUUAUGUACCAGAAAAAAAACUUUCCAAUUUGUCGCUUAAAGGUCUUUCAGAGAUAUUUGCUGAUGGUGUGGUUGGAUACAGUGUUAACAGAAUUACAAAAUUGUUAUCAGAAACAAUAAAAAGUCCAGUAUAUCACUAUAGAUUCAGCUACCAAGGGAGGUACAGCCAUAUUAAUAUACCAGGAACUGAUACUCCAGCAGGUGUAGCUCAUCAUGACGAUCUAAUUUAUACGUUUUACAUCUCAACGAUUUUUCCAUAUUUUAACACAACCGAUCCAGAGUUCAAAGUAUCAACAAAAUUGACAACACUGUUUGAAAACUUUGCUAAAACUGGAAAUCCAACACCUAUGAACCACCACUUACUAAACCAUGUAAAAUGGGAGCCAUAUAAGAGAAACACCCAGAAGUAUUUGGACCUUGGAGAAAGAUUUGAGUUGAAGGAAAAAUUAUACGAGAAAAGAUACAAUUUCUGGGAAUCCCUUUAUCCUAUAGACAAAAUAUAAAUUUAUGUAGAUACAUGUACACUAAUAAAAUUCUUUGAUAAUGGGAAUUUUUAUUAAGAAAUAUUAUAAAUAUUAUUAUUAAUA
This is a messenger RNA of Brassicogethes aeneus, 1789 nucleotides long. NCBI's taxonomy places the organism in Eukaryota, Metazoa, Arthropoda, Insecta, Coleoptera, Nitidulidae. The record is from the annotation of a GenBank genome assembly.